Arctia plantaginis is the source of this 1029-nucleotide messenger RNA. Lineage: Eukaryota; Metazoa; Arthropoda; Insecta; Lepidoptera; Erebidae. The record is from the annotation of a GenBank genome assembly.
AUGUCGAGUGCUGAUCGGAUUGACUUUGAAAUGGAAGUAGAGGUGGAAAGUGCGUCGUCUGGACCGGCUGUUGAUCCUCCAAACCCUACUUCACCCGCUCCUCCAACUUCUGGGGGCGCUAAAAGCGUGGUAGUUACGACUGCUACUUCUGGGUCAGUAACAGUUUCACUGCAUCCGCUAGUCAUUAUGAAUGUUUCAGAACAUUGGACUAGGCUGCGCGCACAAGAGGGAUCUCCUCAAACAGUGGUUGGUGCUCUCAUUGGCAAACAAAAAGGAAGAAACAUAGAAGUAAUGAAUUCUUUUGAAUUAGUGUUUAGUGUGAUUGAAGGUGAUAUUGUUAUUGAUAGAGAUUAUUACAAUAUGAAAGAAGAACAAUUUAAACAAGUUUUUUCGGAUAUGGAUUUCCUGGGCUGGUACACAACAGGUGACACUCCCACCGAAAGGGAUAUUGCAGUCCAUAGACAAAUAUGUGAUAUAAAUGAGUGUCCAGUUAUGUUGAUGCUAAACCCUGCAGGAGGAAAUGGAGAUCAACUACCUGUUGUACUGUACGAGUCAGUGAUAGAUGUAGUCAAUGGAAGAGCUACAAUGUUGUUGGCACCACUCACAUACACACUGGCAGCAGAGGAAGCAGAACGGAUUGGUGUUGACCAUGUGGCCAGAGUGUCAUCAGGAGAAGCAGCACUUAAUAGCUUAGUGGCGGAACAUUUAACAGCUCAACGCUCUGCUAUAAAAAUGUUAGUGUCCCGAGUGCGUGCAGUGCUAGCCACGGUGCGUGCCAUCCGAGACGGUACACUACCGCCGCGACCAGCUCUCUUACGAGAAGCGCGCGCUCUUUCCAACAGACUGCCUUUGCUCACGUCACAACAAUUUCGCACACACUUUUAUAAUCAAUGUAACGAUGUUGCAUUAAUGACGUACCUGGGCACAAUCACCAAAGGCUGCAAUGGUAUCAACCAGCUUGUCAACAGAUUCAAUGUUCUCUAUGACAGACAGGGCAUGGGCCGCAGAAUGCGGGGCCUCUUCUUUUAA